Messenger RNA from Tigriopus californicus, 1848 nucleotides. RefSeq names its product alpha-1,4-N-acetylglucosaminyltransferase-like. Lineage: Eukaryota; Metazoa; Arthropoda; Copepoda; Harpacticoida; Harpacticidae. The record is from RefSeq and is a predicted model, not a curated record. Gene Ontology annotation, molecular function: hexosyltransferase activity. The coding region runs from base 374 to 1606 and encodes 410 amino acids. Gene Ontology annotation, biological process: glycosphingolipid biosynthetic process. The transcript has a single exon.
UGUACCACAACUUUUCUUGGGGCUGCUGAGUGAGGAAGGAAAAGAGAGAGGGGGAAGUCUGGAGAGGUUCCCUGGCUCCCCUGGAACAAUAGGACUAGAAAACUGUGUGCCACCUUUCCUGAAGAAAAGGUCCCGCCUUUCCCUACUGAUUGAAUGGAACAGCUGAUACCCAUACACAAGUCUCCAUGGACGAUAUCACCUGGACGACGAGGUUUGACCCCACCUGUCCAGGUAGGGAACGAGUCUAAACGGGCAUAUCAUGUAUUGUCCACAAGGCUUUGAAAAGGCCAUCACAUAGAUGAGAACGACGUCCAGAAAGAUAUAGAGGCAAAUAAGCGAUGUCGAGACGAAAAGGCCAGGAUCAUAAACUGAAAUGAAAGGUGACAGACCAUCCACAAGAAGUACCAAGACCAAGAAGAGGGUGGUCUUUGCCACCUUGCCAUCCAAUAGAGACAAACAGGAAGUGUGUCCGGCCAUGAGCUUGCAAGUGAUUCGAUCGUGUCGUCGACCCCUUCCCAAAUUCCUCCUGAACCUCUUGUUCUGUUUGUUACUCGUGAGCACUUUGGUUUUGGUCUUGAUCAAUUCAGACUCGGAGCCGUACACGCCCAAGGAUUACAUGCGAUAUUCUCAAUGUGAUAUUAUCUUCUUAGAAGUGACCAUCAAACCAACAUUGUCCCCUCGACAGGCGUGUUCUGUGGAAUCUGCGGCUGUGGCCCAUCCCAAUGCCAGCAUAUGUUUGGCUAUGAGCAUGGUCGAUUAUAGUAACAUUGCCGUCUUAAAACCGACCAAAGAGCAAUUCCAAAAUUUAGAGAACGUAUUUGUGAUUCCUUUGAACUACGACAGCAUCUUCCGAUGGACGCCAUUGGAGCACUGGUGGCGAGAGGAGUUCCAAUUCACCACAUCAAUUUGGAGGACCAUCCAUUUGAGUGACGUGACGCGUUUGGCUUUCCUCUGGAAGUACGGUGGACUUUACCUUGACCUGGACGUCAUAGUCCUCCAACCUUUGCUGGACUUGUCAUCCAACUUCAUUGGUAUUCAGCACUUCUCUUCAGAGGAUGGCGUGAACACGGCUGUUAUGAGAUUUGAGAGGAAUCAUCCGUUUCUUUCCAAGUGGGUAUAUUCUGUCCCUUCCAAAUUCGACGAGAACGAUCGGAGCUCAAUUGGACCUCUAUUAGUCACAAAACUCAUUUUCCCUUAUUGUCAGGGUGACCUCCCCGACUCUAAGCGUCAGCUGAAAGAUUUGGCGGGAAAAUCGUGCGACUUUGAUUUGAGGAUCCUGCCACCGGGCGCUUUUUAUCCGAUUCCCUGGGCCGAAUGGAAGUCUCUAUUCAAAGGAGAUAGUUCCUCAUCACCAGCAGACUCCUUAUUUAAGUUAAACAGGUCUUUAACACUUCACACGUGGAACGAAUUUAGCUCAAGGCUGAAAUUGAAUCAGAUCCACGACCGCUCCGUGUUCAAGUCCCUGGCCAAAAAUAGGUGUCCAAGGGAAUACUACAGAAGCAUGGCAGCCCAUCCCACAGGACGACCCAUGAAUGCAGAACGUCUGAAAACCAUUCUCAAAUGGUCCCAACGGGCUGGACCAAAUAAUAACGUCUUAGCAACUUAACCCUUAAACCCUACCGUUUGCCGCUGUCAAUAUGUACCUGCUGCUGCGUUGCCCGACUGAUAACCAACCUUCUGUCCAAUAGUUCAAGCAAAAAUGAUACCUUGCAUACAGAUUUAUCUUAAUUCUUCAAGAUGAAGCUUUAUUUCAAUUUUAUACGGUACAUCCCUCAACGUUGUAAUCCCAAUCACAACCUCCCAGCUCUGGAUUGAAGAUCAAACCAUCUUGACAUUCCUAAAUUAGAU